UUUCUUGAUAUUUACCGAUCUUGAUCUACAAGCCAGAUUCAUCUACCUAAUUUUACCAAUGGCGGCCUGCACAAGGUGGAAAGUUUUCUUUCCAGUACUAAUUUUGUGCGUCUCCCUGCUGGGUAUGGCUGUGUCUGUGAGUGGAGAUGCAGCACUAAUACAAGAUGUGUGCAGCAAAACUACAAUGCCUUUCUAUUGCAAAUCGUGCUAUAAAUUUUACAGACAAAGCUCACAAGAGAAUGUGAAAGACCUAGGACGCACAUCCAUUCAGUGUGCUUUCUCAGUGUUUGACAUAUUCCGAUCCACUUUAGUUUCGUAUAUGAAGGGUACCAAAAACCUGGGGCCGGGGUUUCCGAACGCAUCCAAUCGUUGCCUUUCCAUGCUGACGUCUGCGGAUAGAAAUAUCAAGAACGCACUUGAGACAUGGCAGCAAGCACGUUAUGCGAGCUCUACCGAGCAGAUGUGGGCUGCUGUCAUCCUUAUCAAUGAUUGUGAGCAUGAACUGAAGAUGCUCAGUCUGAUCCCCAAGGAUCUGGCAGACCAGGUAGUUGCAGUGGACGGUUUCUGUCGGGCCUCUGGUGGAGUCCUCAAUCAAAUUCACUGAUUUGAUCAUGUAUAUAUAUAUACACACACACAUACAUGUGCACCACCAAAAAAACCUGUUUCUUAUAUAGAUAAUCAUAUAAUAUUAUUCUCAAUCGAUCUGCAAUAAACGAAAGUAUUGUCCUUAAUUUGCAUGCAUAUUCAAGAUUACUGUCAAUGUUUUUUUUCCGUUUUCCUGUUAACAUCAUUUAUGUUAUUGUUGUCAAGCAUUGUUGGCUUUGGUAACUUUAGUGCAGCAACAGAGUAAUGGAAUGCAGAGAAUAAGUUUGUUGCAGAAAACAAUAUGCGCUGCUUGUACUAUUGCAUUAC
Juglans regia (Persian walnut) is the source of this 912-nucleotide messenger RNA. RefSeq lists its product as uncharacterized. Lineage: Eukaryota; Viridiplantae; Streptophyta; Magnoliopsida; Fagales; Juglandaceae. Gene Ontology annotation, molecular function: enzyme inhibitor activity. The transcript is spliced from 2 exons. The record is from RefSeq and is a predicted model, not a curated record. Bases 59 to 604 code for a protein of 181 amino acids.